This is a messenger RNA of Annulohypoxylon truncatum, 1778 nucleotides long. RefSeq names its product glycoside hydrolase family 28 protein. Gene Ontology annotation, molecular function: polygalacturonase activity. Bases 86 to 1462 code for a protein of 458 amino acids. The record is from RefSeq and is a predicted model, not a curated record. Gene Ontology annotation, biological process: carbohydrate metabolic process. The transcript has 8 exons. NCBI's taxonomy places the organism in Eukaryota, Fungi, Ascomycota, Sordariomycetes, Xylariales, Hypoxylaceae.
AUUCGGGUUACAUUUUUAGCUUCGAGUUAUUUUCAACCUCAGUUCACAAGACCUCUGGAUUUUAUGCCACCUUCCUAUUAGAAACAUGAUGUGGCUCAACUUUAUAGGGCCGCUUAUGGCGGCCCUUGCCCUUAUCACGUCGGCAAUGGUCAAAGGAUACGAUAAUAUCCCGCCCCGUCCCAAUAUCCUACCUAGUCCUUAUGACACCGGCAGGGCAAUGCCCCUUUCGCUGCCGCGGGACAAGGGUCGCUACUGUUACGUAGACCAGGGGCUCGAGGAGAAUCGAGAUGAUGCGCCACGCAUUUGGCAAUCCCUACAGGAGUGUAACGACGGCGGGACGAUAGUGUUUGACAAAUCGUACCUAAUCGGCUCGCCUUUAGACCUUACGUUUCUCAAGCACGUCGAUCUUGUGAUCACCGGUGACAUCGCCUUCGAUGACUCUGAUGUGUAUUACUGGCAAAAUAACAGCUUCAAAUACACGUUCCAAAACCAAAGCGUGUUCUGGAAACUCGGUGGCGAAGAUGUGAACAUUUAUGGCGACCUUACUUUGGAAGAGAGCAAGAGCGUUAUCGACGGGAAGGGGGAGGCGUAUUGGGAAGCUGUCCGGAACGACACUGCUUUGCUAAGGCCUAUACUCUUCGCUCUUGAUGGAAUGAAAGGGGCUACUAUGUCAAAUUUGCGGAUGCGUAACCCGCCGAACUGGUUUAAUAUCAUCGCGAAUAGUUCUGACAUAAUAAUUAGCAAUAUGGACCUUCGUGCAGAGUCACUCAAAGGCACCAAGAUCGCCAACUCAGACGGCUGGGACACGUAUAAAUCAAACCGAGUAGCAAUACAGGAUUCAUUUAUUAAUAAUACCGAUGAUUGCGUCUCUUUCAAGCCAAACAGCACGAACGUCGUUGUCCAAAACCUACAGUGUGUCGGCUCGCAUGGCAUUAGCAUUGGUUCAAUUGGGCAAUAUCCGAACGAAACCGACAUUGUUGAGAAUCUAUAUAUCUACAACAUCUCUAUGGCAAAUGCUAGCGAUUUCGCCCGAAUAAAAGUAUGGCCUGGUAUAGAGACUGACUUCGAGACUCACCUCGCAGGCGGUGGUGGAACUGGCUAUGUCCGAAAUGUCACCUACGACCUUCUACAUAAUAUCAACAACGACAGGGCCAUAACCAUCACUCAGUGUUACGGACAGAGCAACGAGACAUUAUGUAAUGAAUACCCAGCCAACUUGACUAUCGAGGACGUCACCAUGAAGAAUAUCUACGGAACAACUUCCGCGAAAUUAGACCCAGAAGCUGGCACUCUUGUGUGCAGUGCCCCUGAUAGAUGUAGCGAUAUCAGGGUAGAAAACAUCACGGUUACAGUUCCUAGCGGAAAAUCCCCUGUCUAUGAAUGUAGAAAUAUGGACGAUAGCUUGUUACAGCUUACUUGCAUCGAAGAAUCCGGUGAGGACCGAGAUACUUCUCAAGGUUAGCACCCCUUAUUGUCAUCAUAAGAACAUUGCAUGCAUGAAUAUUUGUCCUUUGUAACUAGAUCAUACAUGGACAUUCACUCUAAAUAUUAAGUUAAAAGGGAGUUCGAUAUAAUCCAGCUACACGAUGCCCCUUUGACUACCAGCUCUAAACAGUAUAUAGUAUAUUAGUGAGGCUCAUAGUUACCCCUAUUGGUGUAUGUAAGGGGGAGCUACAAUUUUGUCAGACUUUAGUAACCGCACGCAUUUGGGAAUUAACACAAUCCUCCGGUGGUUUGUAUUUUCGAAGCAAAGAAUAACUAACGUAAUUAUUCCCUGA